GCGCAGAGGGGCGGUGUGGGCCAGGAGAGGCGGCGCGUGCGCAGAGGGGCGGUGAGCGCUAAGAGGGGCAGCGCGUGCGCAGAGGGGCGGUGUGACUUAGGACGGGGCGAUGGAAGCUAAGCGGGGCGGCGCGUCCGCGGAGAUGUGACUGGUGGGACCUGCGGCGGCACCCAGAUGAUGGUCGCCCUCCUGGGCGCGACGACCCUAGUGCUCGUCGCCGUGGCGCCAUGGGUGUUGUCCGCAGCCGCAGGUGGAAAAAAUCUAAAAUCUCCUCAAAAAGUAGAGGUCGACAUCAUAGAUGACAACUUUAUCCUGAGGUGGAACAGGAGCGAUGAGUCUGUUGGGAAUGUGACUUUUUCAUUCGAUUAUCAAAAACCUGGGAUGGAUAAUUGGAUAAAAUUGCCUGGGUGUCAGAAUAUUACUAGUACCAAAUGCAACUUUUCUUCACUCAAGCUGAAUGUUUAUGAAGAAAUUAAAUUGCAUAUAAGAGCAGAAAAAGAAAACACUUCUUCAUGGUAUGAGGUUGACUCAUUUACACCAUUUCGCAAAGCUCAAAUUGGUCCUCCAGAAGUACAUGUAGAAGCUGAAGAUAAGGCAAUAGUGAUACACAUCUCUCCUCCUGGAACAAAAGAUAGUGUUAUGUGGGCUUUGGAUGGUUUAAGCUUUACAUAUAGCUUAGUUAUUUGGAAAAACUCUUCAGGUGUAGAAGAAAGGAUUGAAAAUAUUUAUUCCAGACAUAAAAUUUAUAAACUCUCACCAGAGACUACUUAUUGUUUAAAAGUUAAAGCAGCACUACUUACGUCAUGGAAAAUUGGUGUCUAUAGUCCAGUACAUUGUAUAAAGACCACAGUUGAAAAUGAACUACCUCCACCAGAAAACAUAGAAGUCAGUGUUCAAAAUCAGAACUAUGUUCUUAAAUGGGAUUAUACAUAUGCAAACAUGACCUUUCAAGUUCAGUGGCUCCACGCCUUUUUAAAAAGGAAUCCUGGAAACCAUUUGUAUAAAUGGAAACAAAUACCUGACUGUGAAAAUGUCAAAACUACCCAGUGUGUCUUUCCUCAAAACGUUUUCCAAAAAGGAAUUUACCUUCUCCGCGUACAAGCAUCUGAUGGAAAUAACACAUCUUUUUGGUCUGAAGAGAUAAAGUUUGAUACUGAAAUACAAGCUUUCCUACUUCCUCCAGUCUUUCACAUUAGAUCCCUUAGUGAUUCAUUCCAUAUCUAUAUCGGUGCUCCAAAACAGUCUGGAAACAAGCCUGUGAUCCAGGAUUAUCCACUGAUUUAUGAAAUUAUUUUUUGGGAAAACACUUCAAAUGCUGAGAGAAAAAUUAUCGAGAAAAAAACUGAUGUUACUGUUCCUAAUUUGAAACCACUGACUGUAUAUUGUGUGAAAGCCAGAGCACACACCAUGGAUGAAAAGCUGAAUAAAAGCAGUGUUUUUAGUGACGUUGUGUGUGAGAAAACAAAACCAGGAAAUACCUCUAAAAUUUGGCUUAUAGUUGGAAUUUGUAUUGCAUUAUUUGCUCUCCCGUUUGUCAUUUAUGCUGCGAAAGUCUUCUUGAGAUGCAUCAAUUAUGUCUUCUUUCCAUCACUUAAACCUUCUUCCAAUAUAGAUGAGUAUUUCUCUGAACAGUCAUUGAAGAAUCUUCUGCUUUCAACUUCUGAGGAACAAAUCGAAAAAUGUUUUAUAAUUGAAAAUAUAAGCACAAUUGCUACAGUAGAAGAAACUAAUCAAACUGAUGAAGAUCAUAAAAAAUACGGUUCCCAAACUAGCCAAGAUUCAGGAAAUUAUUCUAAUGAAGAUGAAAGUGAAAGUAAAACAAGUGAAGAACUACAGCAGGACUUCGUAUGACCAGAAAUGAACUGUGUCAAGUAUAAGGUUUUUCUGCAGGAGUUACACUGAGAGCCUGAGCUCCUUGCCUUCCUGUCAGUAACUACAAAGAGGACAUUUCCCUGUUUGGGGGAAGAAAAAACAUCUUCAGAUGAUAGGUCCUAAAAAUACAGGCGUGGUGGCUCACGCCUGUAAUCCCAGCACUUUGGGAGGCCGAGGCAGGCAGAUCACGAGGUCAAGAGAUCGAGACCAUCCUGGCCAACAUGGUGAAACCCCGUCUUUACUAAAAAUACAAAAAUUAGCUGGGCGUGGUGGCGGGCGCCUGUAGUCUCAGCUACUCGGGAGGCUGAGGCAGGAGAAUCACUUGAACCCAGGAGGCGGAGGGUGCAGUGAGCCGAGAUCGCGCCACUGCACUCCAGCCUGGCAACAGCGUGAGACUCUUUAAAAAAAAAAAAAGAAGAAAAGAAAUUAAAAGAGUUGAGACAAA
Pongo pygmaeus (Bornean orangutan) is the source of this 2317-nucleotide messenger RNA. RefSeq names its product interferon alpha and beta receptor subunit 1 (gene IFNAR1). Gene Ontology annotation, cellular component: plasma membrane. Gene Ontology annotation, molecular function: type I interferon receptor activity; protein binding. The transcript has 11 exons. Gene Ontology annotation, biological process: type I interferon-mediated signaling pathway. The coding region runs from base 175 to 1851 and encodes 558 amino acids. The record is from RefSeq and is a predicted model, not a curated record. Lineage: Eukaryota; Metazoa; Chordata; Mammalia; Primates; Hominidae.